AUGAUGUCAAAGCUGGUUAGCUGGUGGCGGCGCUCGUUGCAGCGACGGCCGGUUCUCACGAACACGCUUGUAUACGCCACGUUCUAUACAGCUGCAGAACUCUCCCAGCAGACCUUCAACAAAAUCAACUCGCCUGAGAAGCCGGAGCUCGACCUAGCAGCGGCAGGGCGCAUUGUUGCUGUAGGCAGUUGCUUAUAUGCGCCUACUCUUUAUUUUUGGUACAAAUUUCUUGACAGAAAAUUUGUGGGCACGUCUGUAAGGGUGGUGGCCACAAAAGUUGCGUCCGAUCAAGUAAUUAUGACGCCUAUCCUGCUUGGCGCGUUUUAUACUCUAAUGGGUAUAGCUGAACGCAAAGAAGAUAUCUUUGAAGAGCUCAGAGAGAAGUAUUGGAUGACAUUUAUUGCCAACCAAGUGUUUUGGAUUCCAGGGCAGACAAUAAACUUCUUCUUCGUACCCUCUAAUUUGAGGGUUGUCUAUGUGGCUUCUGCUUCUUUCAUAUGGAUCAAUGUUUUAUGCUUUAUCAAAAGGCAGAAGAAGAUAACAUAA
This is a messenger RNA of Parnassius mnemosyne (clouded apollo), 546 nucleotides long. The record is from the annotation of a GenBank genome assembly. Lineage: Eukaryota; Metazoa; Arthropoda; Insecta; Lepidoptera; Papilionidae.